Molecule: messenger RNA, 1150 nt
Organism: Zerene cesonia (dogface butterfly)
Lineage: Eukaryota; Metazoa; Arthropoda; Insecta; Lepidoptera; Pieridae
Gene: CIA30
Product: complex I intermediate-associated protein 30, mitochondrial
Exons: 5
Coding region: 158-1096 (312 amino acids)
Biological process (GO): mitochondrial respiratory chain complex I assembly; mitochondrial electron transport, NADH to ubiquinone
Cellular component (GO): mitochondrion
Source: RefSeq, a predicted model, not a curated record
CAAAUGUCAAUAACAAUAACUUUAUUUUCUCCUAUGUAAAUAUUUUAGGUUAUAGGUCUAUAGGAUCUGCUCUUUUCUCGUAUUAUGUAAAACCGGCGAAUUCGAGACAAAUAUCUAAGCUCAACGAAGAAAAAGUGAUAGAUAGUGCUAGAAUUUUAUGAUGGCUCUUUAUAAACAAUUUCAGCGUAAGGUCAUGUUUUGUCAGCGACAGUAUUCUAUGUUUAUCAAAACAUUUGAUACACAUUUACAUUUACAAAAGUAUCCGCAUGUAUUAAAAUUACAAGAACGCGCGCUUUUUUGGGAAGGUGACAGAAAAGGUGGCUAUAACACUAAGGAUAUGCUUGGUAAUUUAUCAUAUAUACAACAUAUAAAAAAUGGUUUUCAAGAAUUGAAAUGCGAGUUAAAAUUAUUUGCAAAAGAAGUUAAAGAAUAUAUUGCGACUGAUCCUCUAAUUUAUGCUAGGCCUGGUGAAACCGAUUUAAUUUGGUGUUUUGAUAAACCGGAAGUGCUCGACAAAUUUGUAACAACUUCCGAUAGCGACCAUAACGAAGGAUUCAGUACAUGCAAAUUGGAAAUGAGUCCCGCCGGUAGAGUAAAUUUUCACGGGUAUUUAGAUACAAGAAUUCCAAAAGAUGGUCGAGUCAAAAGAGCUGGUUAUUGUUCUAUACGAUCUAAAAGAAUAAGGAAAUCGUUUAAGCGAGAGUCUACAUUUGAUUGGAAUAUUUACAAUACAUUAGUUAUUAAAGUACGAGGAGAUGGUAGAUCAUAUUUAUUAAAUAUAUCAUGUGAGGGAUAUUACGAUAUAACUUGGAAUGAUAUUUAUCACUAUGUAUUGUACACUAGAGGUGGACCGUAUUGGCAAAUUGCUAAGAUUCCAUUUUCAAAGUUUGUGUUGGGGUCAAAAGGAAGGCUCCAAGAUAAACAAACAAGAAUGCGGCUUGAUAAGGUAACACACUUUGGAAUUGCAUGUGGCGAUAAAAUUGAUGGAGCAUUUAAUCUGGAAAUUGAGUACGUAGGUUUAGAGUACGACCCAACUCACGAAGAAGAAUUUGCAUAUGAAAUGUAUAAAACGGAAAAAUUUAUUGUAGGAGUGUAAAAUUUUGUGUUUAAGUCACUUAGUCUUAGCAAAUUAAUAAAAGUGUUGGAAAAA